This is a messenger RNA of Parus major (Great Tit), 2230 nucleotides long. RefSeq names its product OTU deubiquitinase 1 (gene OTUD1). The record is from RefSeq and is a predicted model, not a curated record. NCBI's taxonomy places the organism in Eukaryota, Metazoa, Chordata, Aves, Passeriformes, Paridae. The transcript is spliced from 2 exons. The coding region runs from base 160 to 1014 and encodes 284 amino acids. Gene Ontology annotation, molecular function: cysteine-type deubiquitinase activity. Gene Ontology annotation, biological process: protein deubiquitination.
CGGGGCCCGGGCGGGGCGGGGCGGGCGGUGAUGCCCUUGUUUAUUUUUACCCGGGCGGUUCAUCCUCCUCGGCAGCCCCAGCGCGGCCCCCGCUGCCGCUCCCCGCCCCAGCUCCGACGGCGGCGCCGCCUAUAAAGCGCCGCCCGCGGGGAGCCGAGGAUGCAGCUCUACAGCUCCGUGAUCACCCACUACCCGGCGGGCGCGACCGCAGCAGCCGCCGCGGCCUCGCCGAGCUCCGCCGUCUUCAAGGUCUCCUUAUCGCCGGGACCCUCCGCCGCGGAGGCACCGAGCGCCGCCGACGCCGCGGGCCCGAACGCGGCCGCCGAGAGCUCCGGCAAGGACAGCUUCGUUCCCGCGGGGGGCAGCAGCAGCGCCGCCGCCAUGCCCGCCUUCUCGUCCUGCUUGGAGGUGAUGCCGACGGAGCGCAGCGAGAAGCUGGCGCUGUACCUGGCCGAGGUGGAGAAGCAGGACAAAUAUCUGCGGCAGAAGGGCCGGUUCCGCUUCCACAUCAUCCCCGACGGGAACUGCCUGUACCGCGCCGUCUGCAAAGCGGUGUACGGGGACCAGCGGCUGCACGGCGAGCUCCGCGAGCAGACCGUGCACUACAUCGCCGACCACCUGGACCACUUCAACCCCAUCAUCGAGGGCGACGUGGGAGAGUUCCUCAUCGGCGCCGCCCAGGACGGGGCCUGGGCCGGCUACCCGGAGCUGCUGGCCAUGGGACAGAUGCUGAACGUGAACAUCCACCUCACCACGGGCGGCCGGCCCGAGAGCCCCACCGUUUCCACCAUGGUUCACUACCUGGGGCCCGAGGACCCGACACGGCCCAGUAUCUGGCUGAGCUGGCUUAGCAAUGGGCACUACGAUGCUGUGCUGGACCGCAUGUGCCCCAACCCAGAGUACGAGGCGUGGUGCAGACAGACUCAGGUACAGCGCAGGCGGGAUGAGGAGCUGGCCAAGUCCAUGGCAGUGUCCUUGUCCAAGAUGUACAUUGAGCAGAAUGCCUGCUCAUGAGACCACCUGAGCCGCAGGCUGGGAGCUUUGCUGCAGGGACUGACAGAGAGAAGGUGUGCUGGCUGUGAUGGUGAUGCCUUAAUCCUUAAUGAAGCAGCAGCACCCCAGACUGAGAGGGACUGUAGGUUGUGGGGGAUAAAUGCAGACGUAUUUGUAAUAUUCUGUUGUAAAAACUUAGCCUCGGGUUAUUUGCAAGCAGAUUUCUCUGUGUAUGUUUGUGUCUCCCCUCCCCACUGUCUAUUUUCUAUAAGAAUGUAUUUUUUGCACACUAUUUUUAAACUGUUACCUCCAUGUUCUACAUCUUACAUUAGUAUCUGGCUUUCAGCUGUACGGCCAAAAACGUUUGUAAACAGUUUUUUGUAAAUAAGGCUUAUGAUGUAACAGCUAUUUUUUGCUGUGUUUUUUAUCCAUAAACCUUAUAUUUUUACCAAAUGAAGUUGAUGUCAAACAGACCCCCCCUAGUUGAGGAAAAUAUUGUGGGUAUUUUCUUGCAAAAUUAAAAUAAUGGCUUUUGUAAAAGUGCAGCAAAGUGAGAACAGACUGCUUUUAGGAACAGUUGCUUUCUCUGCCUGGAGCACAGAACAGGUCGUUUGAGCCAGUUGGAAUGCAGCUACACGUGAACAGUGCAGGGAGCAAUUGACUCUUCUGUUUAUAAUUACUGUUUUGAGUAAACUGGCCUCUUGUUGCCUGGUUGGCUCACCCUCUGCUCCAUUUAUAUUAUUUAUCUAUAAUAACAGAACAUUAACUUGCAAUAGAAUGUUGUGACUAGAUAAUAGUCUCCUGCUUUGGCAGUAAUUGCCUUGGCUGCACCUCAGUGUUUGUGUUCUUGUUUCUGGGGUUAUGGUGUCUUUCGUAUAAGCCCUGCUUCUUUUUUGGCACUGAUGUUUCACCAACAAGUCAUUAUCUGAUCACAACAUUUUAUUCACGUGACUUUAUUUUCUAAUCAAGAAUUCAGGAAUGGUAUUCUACAUUAUGGUUUAAAAGAAAAAAAAGUACUUAAAUUGAGGUUUGUAUGGUUUGCUGGGUCAAACAUUUAAAUGUUUCCAAUCUGGAUUCUGUCUCUACUACUUUCUGAUUAACUUGUUAGAUAUAUUUAUUAAGUAAUGCAGUUUGUACUUUUUUAUUUUGUAAUAUAUUGUGAUUUUGGAAUUUAUACUGUAUUUGUAUAAUAGGAAUAUUCACAGCUAAAAUGGAAUGAAUAAAGAAUAUAAUUUUA